CUACGGAAACACAACCGCGAGAGGGAGCAGAGAAGCCGAGACGAAGCGAAGGAAAGCAGAGCAGCGCAAGACAAAGAGCGAGCUAUAAGUACCACCCACCCUUCCACCUCUCUCCCCGGCAACCUCCCGGCCCCGCCCCGCGCAUUCCUCCUACUCCGGCGAGACAAACAGACGACAAGACAGCAGCAGCAGCAGAGAGAGAGAGAGAGAGAGAGUUUUUGGUUGCCGGUCUGCGGAUUGUGGAUUUGUUUGUUGGUUGGCUCCGGCGGUUUGGGUUGGGGUUUUGCCGGCGAGGAGGAGGAGGAGGAGGAGGAGGAGGAGGAGGAGGAGGGAGGGGGAGCCGUGGGGGCUCGUGAAUGGUGAGAGGCGAGGCGGCUGCGGAGGCGGAGUACACGCGGGCUUCGCUGCUGGGGAGGUAUGAGAUCGGGCGGACGCUCGGGGAGGGCAACUUCGGCAAGGUCAAGUACGCGCGCCACCUCGCCACCGGCGGCCACUUCGCCGUCAAGAUCCUCGACCGCAGCAAGAUCCUCUCCCUCCGCUUCGACGACCAGAUAAGGAGGGAGAUUGGGACGCUCAAGCUGCUCAAGCACCCCAACGUCGUCCGCCUGCAUGAGGUGGCCGCUAGCAAAACGAAGAUUUACAUGGUGCUUGAGUUUGUCAAUGGAGGCGAGCUGUUUGACAAGAUUGCCUUAAAAGGAAAACUCUCUGAACAUGAAGGAAGGAGACUUUUCCAGCAGUUAAUAGAUGGUGUGAGCUAUUGCCAUGACAAAGGUGUCUACCACAGAGACCUUAAGCCGGAAAAUGUUCUUGUUGAUCGAAGAGGCAACAUCAAGAUCUCCGAUUUUGGUCUGAGUGCUUUACCUCAACAUCUCGGGAAUGAUGGAUUGCUGCACACAACAUGUGGCAGCCCCAAUUACAUUGCUCCUGAGGUUUUGCAGAACCGAGGUUAUGAUGGCUCCUUGUCAGAUAUCUGGUCUUGUGGAGUAAUUCUCUAUGUAAUGCUUGUUGGAUACCUUCCUUUUGAUGACCGAAAUCUCGUUGUCCUCUACCAGAAGAUUUUCAAGGGAGAUGCCCAGAUCCCAAAGUGGCUGUCCCCUAGUGCACGGGACCUUCUUCGAAGGAUUAUUGAACCAAACCCAAUGAAGAGGAUCAACAUAUCCGGGAUCAAAGAGCAUGAGUGGUUUCAGAAGGACUACACUUCUGUUGUUCCAUAUGAUGACGAUGAUGACAUUCAUCAUGACCCAGUUCUCCCCAUCAAAGAGCAAACUGAUGAAGUAAAACAGGAAAAGCGUACUCAUAUCAAUGCUUUUCAGUUGAUUGGAAUGGCAUCUGCCCUUGAUCUUUCAGGCUUCUUUGAGGAAGAGGAUGUAUCUCAGCGAAGGAUAAGGUUCACAUCAACGCAUUCACCGAAAGAUUUGUUCGAUAAGAUUGAGAAUGUUGUGACGGAGAUGGGAUUCCAAGUUCAGAGGGGUCAUAGCAAGCUAAAAGUCAUGAAAAAUGGCAGAGGUUCAAGAAAUCACAGGAAUCCAUCAUCAUUCUUGGUCUGUACUGAGGUCGUCGAGCUCGGGCCAUCCUUGUAUGUUGUAGAAUUGAAGAAAUCCCAUGGGGAUCCUAUAUUGUAUAGACAGCUGUGUGAGAAGCUAUCAGAUGAGCUGGGGGUGUGCAGGACGGAGCAGAUUCAAAGACAGGAGUCGAUAGAUGAUGAUCUUGAGAGCUUCAACAGUGGAGCUUCUUUGCCUCUUCUCUAAAGAACGCCGCCCCGGACCAUUUUGGUUAGAGUCGAAGUACGAGGAACAUGCUCUGUUCCUCUUACAAGCAUAGGUUAGGAUAUUGAGAAUUGCAUAUAGUGUACAAAGCGAGUGGUGCAAAUUAGCCACCGAUGUUUAAUAUAAGGAAUGCUCUCUUCUUGCC
This is a messenger RNA of Oryza brachyantha (malo sina), 1911 nucleotides long. RefSeq names its product CBL-interacting protein kinase 1. Gene Ontology annotation, biological process: signal transduction; protein phosphorylation. The record is from RefSeq and is a predicted model, not a curated record. Lineage: Eukaryota; Viridiplantae; Streptophyta; Magnoliopsida; Poales; Poaceae. Gene Ontology annotation, molecular function: protein kinase activity; ATP binding. The coding region runs from base 357 to 1748 and encodes 463 amino acids. The transcript has 13 exons.